Messenger RNA from Schistosoma bovis, 981 nucleotides. The record is from the annotation of a GenBank genome assembly. NCBI's taxonomy places the organism in Eukaryota, Metazoa, Platyhelminthes, Trematoda, Strigeidida, Schistosomatidae.
AUGAUGCAGGUCAAAAAAGAACAGGCACUCAUUCUGUCACUGCUUAAUGCCAAAAAGGUUGACUUUAAGGAAGUUGACCUCUCUGACGUUUCCAACGAACCUGAGAAAUGUUCAUUAUUUGAGGAGCUGAAGAAAAAGGAUAAACCUUUGGUUCCACCACAUAUUUUCCUUGAUGAGGAAUAUCUUGGAGGCUAUGAGGAAUUUUACGAGGCCUUGGAAAUGGAAGAACUGGAAUCUUUUUUAAAAUUACCUGGAGAAAAACCUAAGCCGUUCUCAGCAUUGAUGGGUAGCAGCGCCAGUGAGGCCGAGAGUGAGGAGGAGGACGAAGAGAAGAACAAGGAGUCUUCGGGCAAUGAAGAUAAGUCUGAUAUUUCUAACGAGGAAGAAAAGAGUGAAGCUGAUGAAGAAGAGAAGAACGAAGAUCAAAAAGAGAAAGAAAAGCCUUCAGAUGAAUGUCUUGAGGAGGAAGUUGGUGCAAAUGAAGACAGUUCCACAGAACACCAGAGAAAAACUUCUGAAGAUGAAGAUUCAGGGAAUGAGGAAGAAGAAAAAAUAAACCCCUCGUCAGUCAAGGAUGUUGAGGGCAAAGCAAAGCCUUCGAAGGACUCUGAUGAAAGUUCGGAAGACUCGUCUGGUGAAUCCGAAGCCAAAAAAUCCAAGACAGAGUCGGAUAGUGAUUCAUCAAAACAUUCAGUUUCUAGUGCUCGAAAGGAUUCUGAAAGCUCUUCAUCUGGAGAAUCUGAGGCCAAGAAGUCGAAAACAGACUCGAACGGCAGUUCACCAAAGCCCUCUCCACCAGAUUCUCGAAAAACAUCUGUUGGUUCUAAAGCCAAGAAUUCAGAAGUGAAAUCUGACAGUGACUCAUCAUCAAGUCACUCAGAGCAGCCUGCAGAAAAGUCUAUGGAGAUUAGAAAGGAGAACACAACGGAGUCGGAAGACUCAAGCGCAAAUGAGUCUGAAUCAUCUUCGGACUCUGAGUGA